AGUUGAAAAAUAAUAUAGACUUACACAAAAUGGUACACAAAAUGAAUUUUCAAAGUGUAUUUAUUUGUCUGUGUGUUGGUCUGUCCGUGGUAGUAGGACAAGACAUAGCACUCAAAGAACAGACAGAGGAAAAGUCGAAGUCAAAAACAAGACUUGUCUGCUUCAUGGAUAAAACAUGCGCCAGAAAAGACAAGUGCGAGUUACCUUGCGAAUUUAGAGAUCCAAGCGGCGCAAAAUCUGAUCAAGGGAUGACAACCAGCAAUUUUAUUGAUGACGAAUUUGAAGAGCUUUGGGAUGAAAUGCAGAAUAAAAUGAAAGGACUGAACGAUCACCAAGCGGAAUUGAUUGCCCAACAGCACGAUUUAUUGAAGCAACAACAAAAACUCGAAUUCGAAAACAGAAAAUUAAAAUCUCAGCAAUCAGACUUGCUCGAAAGACAAAAGGAUUUGGAAGAGGAAAAUGAAAGAUUGAAAACUAUUGCACCAGUAAACGGAGAUGACGAGGAAGUGCGAAAGAUGGUUAAAAAUUUGGAAAAAAAAAUAAAGGUUUUGACAGAGCAACAAAAGAAGUUGUCUAGCCAGCAGACUCGUCUCGUUGAACAACAGAACAGAUUGAUGUCGAGGCAAAGCAAACUGGAGAAAGAAAAUUCACAACUAAAAAGACGUCAAAAAGCAAUUGAAGCAAGAGGAUUUGGACCGACCACACCUUCAGCUCCCACAACAGUUGAAACAGUUCCCGAAAAGAUCGACCCAAGAGUAGAGAGCAAGUUGGAUGCGAUCAAGAAGGAAAUGCAAUAUAGAAUUGAACAGCUUAGUGGCCAACAACAGCAAUUACUGAAAGAACAAACGAGACUGAUCAACAGACAGAUGAGAUUGGAAAAUGAAAAUGAGGAAUUAAGAAAAAAACAAUCUGAACUAUAUAUUAAGCAGGAAGAAUUGGAAAAAGAGAACCAAGAAUUAAAAGCAAAUCUCACACACCAAACCACGGACCCUGAAGUCAAGAGAGAGAGAAUUGAAUCGCGAGGUCUUUGUGUGAUUGAGCACGGUGAUAUUUGCUUUAGUGUACUUGGGGACGGAAGCGACGAGUUGACCUAUGACCUUGCUCGGGAGAAUUGCAAAAUGCACGGAGGAGAUUUAGCAAAUGUUUAUGACCAAGAGCAUUAUGAGAAGCUGAAGAAAUAUUUCAUUGACAAUGACAUCGAAUCGGGAGUUUGGAUUGGAAUGACAUACAAUCCUAUUAGCUACAAAGCCAAGUAUACGAACGGAAAAGAAGCGAAAUUUGUGCUCUGGAAUUGGGUUUACCCUGCCAGUUUUGCGACUUAUACAAAAAUGUAUCUCUACAUUGAUAAAGAUCCUGAAAGCAUCUACAGCGGAAUGGUAAACCUCCCAGGGAAUUGGAAAUACCCAUAUGCACUGUGUCAGUUUGGAAUGUAGAUGAAAAAGAUUUUUUGAUACAUUGAGACACAUGGUUAUAUGAUCAAAACCCAAUUUUGUGUCAAAAGCAAAUUUCAUUGUGUAUCUGUAUUUUUCAAUGUGUCACAUUUUUAUUGACUAUAGGGAUUAAAUAUUGAGUAUCAUAUUUUAUGA
Molecule: messenger RNA, 1586 nt
Organism: Styela clava
Lineage: Eukaryota; Metazoa; Chordata; Ascidiacea; Stolidobranchia; Styelidae
Source: RefSeq, a predicted model, not a curated record